Molecule: messenger RNA, 1130 nt
Organism: Physcomitrium patens
Lineage: Eukaryota; Viridiplantae; Streptophyta; Bryopsida; Funariales; Funariaceae
Product: proteasome subunit alpha type-3
Biological process (GO): ubiquitin-dependent protein catabolic process
Cellular component (GO): proteasome core complex, alpha-subunit complex; proteasome core complex
Source: RefSeq, a predicted model, not a curated record
AUAACUUCAGUUAGUUACAAACUCUGUUGUCCGAAUCCUGUUGCUUCUUUGCCAAGCCCGAUUGCACUUGGCAAGCUUGUGGGUACUUGGGAGACUUCAAACUGUAUCCCCUGUGUAUUUUGACGUUGUGUGUCUCUUGGCUUAUGUGGAUGCACUCAUUUUGUUGCUCGUAUUGAAACGGAAGGAGGUGGGUCUGUCGCGGCAAGGCAAGGAAGGUAGCAACCAUGACUAGCAUUGGAACAGGGUACGAUUUGUCGGUUACUACUUUCUCUCCGGAUGGGCGAGUAUUCCAAGUCGAGUACGCCUCCAAGGCGGUGGACAACAGCGGGACUGUGGUUGGCAUCAAGUGUAAGGAUGGUGUUGUCCUGGGAGUAGAGAAGCUUAUUUCCUCCAAAAUGUUGUUGGAGGGCUCCAAUAGGAGAAUUCAUGCUGUGGAUCGACAUGCUGGCAUGGCAAUGGCAGGUUUAGCAUCUGAUGGAAGACAGAUAGUAACUAAAGCUCGCAGUGAAGCCUCAAGUUACCGAAGCUUUUAUGGUGAGGAGGUUCCUAUCGGAGAACUUUGUGAACGUGUUGCACAUUAUGUUCAUCUGUGCACGCUCUACUGGUGGCUGAGACCUUUUGGUUCUUCAGCUAUCCUUGGAGGUUACGAUCGUGAUGGUCCUCAACUUUACAUGAUUGAGCCUUCGGGUGUUGCCUAUCGCUAUUUCGGAGCUGCGGUUGGAAAGGGUCGUCAAGCCGCAAAGACUGAAAUCGAAAAGCUUAAUUUGUCAGAGAUGACCUGCAGGCAAGGAGUGAUUGCAAUUGCGAAGAUUAUUUAUGGUGUGCAUGAUGAGGCCAAGGACAAGGCCUUUGAGCUGGAGAUGAGCUGGAUUUGUGACGAGUCAAACCGUGAGCAUCAACGAGUUCCGGCGGAUUUAUUGGCUGAAGCCAAGACUGCCGCAAAGGAAGCACAGGAAGAAGAUAUGGAUGCUGAUUAAUAAACCAACUCUGUGAACUAGCUGGAAUUUGCUUGAGACGUCCUUGUAGAGUCAAGUUUUGUUCAUUCAAGAAUGUGCUUUACAUUUGAUAAUUGACUCAAUUGCUGAUAUGUUCCGUUUAUCAGACCCUAAUGAUUGAUAUUCGUGCUUGUA